UGUGUUUUUGUUUUGCUAAUUGCACUGACAUCAUUCCGCUUUCUUUGAGAAAUUUGCAAAUCAGAAUGGAAGCCCUUGACAUAUUGGAGAAAAGAAUAGAUUCGCUGAAUCGUGUGCUCGGUCCACUGCCGGAAUCAUAUGCUGGAGACGCCGACGGCAGCAGCACGGCAAAGACCGCGAAUAUUGUGGACACGCUGUGCUCUGCCAACGCCUUGUUGAGUGAAGCCACCACGGGCCGCACACAGCUGCAGCAGUGCGUGGGACGUGCAGCGGAGCUGGAGAAGUAUCUGGAUCCCAAUUUCUUGGAGGAACACCAACAGGUGCGCACCAAGGAGGUCUAUAUAAAUGCAGUUGCGCCCGAGCUAUACGCACAGAGUGAACAGCUGGAGCGCAUCAAGCAGCUGGAGCCGGCGCUGGGUGCGGAAUACUUUCGCAGCAUACCCAGCGAGUGCCUGGACAAGCUCAAACAGAUCACCGAUAACAACGGCGAAUACGCACAGCAAAGCGAACUGAUCGAGGAGAGUCUUAUAUUGGCCAUGAAGCGAUAUGGCGAGAUACAAGCGGGCCUGCUCAGCUCAUUGGACGCGAUGAACGAGCGCCUUGACCAGGUCGAGCAGCGCAUGGACCAACAGAAACGUGCCGACCUCACAAAGGAUGUGCCACCAAAGGACUGAGUGCUAAAAUUGCUGAAAGUAUUUAACCUUAGAAAUUGUUCCACUUGUCGCCUUUAAGAUUUUUAUUUUAUACGCUAGCACAAUACACGAAUCUAUUAACUAAAA
Messenger RNA from Drosophila montana, 779 nucleotides. RefSeq names its product Dynactin 3, p24 subunit (gene DCTN3-p24). The record is from RefSeq and is a predicted model, not a curated record. Gene Ontology annotation, cellular component: dynactin complex. Lineage: Eukaryota; Metazoa; Arthropoda; Insecta; Diptera; Drosophilidae. Bases 66 to 674 code for a protein of 202 amino acids. Gene Ontology annotation, biological process: cytoskeleton-dependent cytokinesis. The transcript has a single exon.